Messenger RNA from Sebastes umbrosus (honeycomb rockfish), 2461 nucleotides. RefSeq names its product fibrinogen-like 1 (gene fgl1). Lineage: Eukaryota; Metazoa; Chordata; Actinopteri; Perciformes; Sebastidae. Gene Ontology annotation, biological process: regulation of immune response; negative regulation of T cell activation. The transcript has 7 exons. Bases 210 to 1169 code for a protein of 319 amino acids. The record is from RefSeq and is a predicted model, not a curated record.
CUCCCUGCAUAUUUUGUAUAGUUUAUGACUGUAGAGAAUCAGGCAUUUCUUCAGCUUCUCCUUCUCCUUGGACACAGCUUUGCUUGGGUCCAGGUGUGUGGGGAACAUUUUAAAACAUACUCUUGAUUCGUUUAAACUCUGAGAAUUAGAAGUCUACUUCUUUCUCGACUUCUUAUCUUUUAGUUUUGUGCUAUUAAAACAAGAAGAGGAUGGGAGGCUCGCUGCUGCUGUUCACAGGACUGAUGGUCAUCGCAGCAUGCUCUCAAACUCUCUGUGCGUCAGACAGUUGCAGUGAGGAGGUGGCUCGUCUGCGGGAACAGGAGAAGCUUCUGAAGGGCCAGCUUCAGAAACAAGAACUCCUCCUACACAGAUUAAAACGGCUGAACCAACCUGGCAACGAGGACGAAGCCAGACCCGACCAGAGCCAGGACGCCAAGUACGCAGACUGCUCCCAGCUCUUCAGUUCUGGCUCCAGAUCCAGUGGUGUCUACACAAUCAACCCUCAGAGCAGCCCUGGCCCAGUCAGAGUCUACUGUGAUAUGAGUGAUGGAGGUGGCUGGCUCGUCAUUCAGAGACGGAUCAAUGGAACAGAGAGGUUUAACAGGUCAUGGGCAGAGUAUAAGGAUGGUUUUGGAGACAUGGAUGCAGAGUUUUGGCUCGGAAAUGACAACCUGCAUUACAUCACGACACAAGGGAAUUAUUCUCUGAGGUUCAUCCUGGAAGACUUUGAUGAUUACCAGCGCUAUGCCGAAUACAAGAACUUCAAAGUGGCCGAUGAAGAGGAUCACUACCGACUUACCUUUGGAACCUAUGUAGGUACAGCUGGAGAUGCUCUGUCUGGAAGUUUUCAGGUUGGUGCGUCAGAGUGGGCCAGUCACCAGGGUAUGAAAUUCAGCACAUACGACCAGGACAACGAUAACUACAAAGGAAACUGUGCACAGGAAGACAAAGGAGGCUGGUGGUUCAACAAGUGUCACUCAGCCCAUCUUAAUGGCAUGUACUACCCCAAUGGGCCCUACAAUGCGUUGACAGAUGAUGGUGUAGUUUGGUACCCCUGGAGAGGAUGGUGGUACUCUCUGAAGACAACCGUCAUGAAGCUGCGACCUGUCGACUUCAAAAUCGUUCCCAUUGACGACCCCAAUGCAGUUCAUCGCAGACCACCUUCCUAGAUCAGACAUGACGAGAUAUCAAGUCUUCUUGGCUCGUUUUAUUUUGUGCAGAAACAGUUGGGUAAAAAGAUAUUAAUUGGUGUGAAAUCAUAAUUCAAAUUCAAAAACACACUGAAACAUAAAUCUCGUCUCAUAAUCCUCUCAAAUCCCAGGUGAACUUGUUUGCACACUAAGCAUUAAUCAACCCCAUUGGUAACUAAUAUGCUUCCUGUGCUAUCAGAUUGUAUCUGGAUGGAGCAAAGUAGCAGUAGAGUAAAUAUAGCCAGGAUGGACCAAAGAUCCAAUCUUGGAAUGAAAGAUCCAAAUUUGGAAUAAAACUGUACAGUUACAAUAUAGUGACAUCUUUAAAGACUUUAGCAGCUUAUAUAACAACAUUAGCCUGCUUGUUAGAGGACUUGUGAAACCUGUUGCCUGUUUUAGAGACAUGGAUGUUGUAAGGGGAAGUAACUUGCACACACAGCUGUCUGUUUUGGUGGAGAAAAGGGAAAUCUGAUGUCAGCAUGUGUCCCAGACACAGGCAGAAAUAUUGGACUGAAAGAGCCAUUAUUGUGUCACUGAAAAUGACUGUAACAAGAACUGGAAGUGUUCUUUUUAUACAAUAACAUAUGAUACAUGGAGCAGCUGAGCUCAGUACUGUCUGGGAUUUGCCCAAAUGUUAUAAAGAUUAAAGCUAGGGUUGGUAAUCUUAAGAAACUAUAGCAAGAGUACGCUAGAUUUUUUAAAAUGAUGCAACUAAAAAACCCAGCUCAAUGUUGCCAACUAUUUUCCAAUGAAAGUAGUUAGUAGCACUAGCUCCAAACCUUCCUAAAUCUAGUGAGAAAGUCACCAAGUCGUUAACACUGACAGGCCUCCCUCCAAAGCCACUCCAGGCAGCCCGGACAAUUAUUUCAUUCAGGCCGAAUGAUCGGAUGGGCUUAGUACAGUCCUGCGACAUCCACAGAUACCAGAUUUUUGUUCUUUUUUUGUCAGAGCACUUGAUUCAUUGAUUCAUUGAUUCAUGCAUUAACAUAAAUUACCUAUGUAUCACAAACAGUUGAAAUAAAAGAAUGCUAUUACAUGAAAGAAAACAAAGAACACUACACAACAAUAGUUAUUUCUUAAGAUGUUACAAGUGACAUAAGGUUAGAAGAACAUCACAAAUAUAAAGGAUUCCUUGAUUAGUACUUCAUCUAACACCUACAGGUUAUUAAUAUUAUAAUUAUUAUCUCAGCUUGUGAACAUACAUUCAACUUUAUCUCUGUGCAAUUUGCAUUAUAACCAUGAUUCACCAAAUAAAACAAAGAAUAAUUUCC